AGAUAAUUAAAAUUGAGACUAUAAGGUUUUCGUAAACGGUCAACCAGUCAAUAAUAUUUUAGCCAAAAAUAUGGAUAUGGCCGUUUUAAACAACACGGCAGCGACGAUUCCUUUCGAAGCAUCCACGCUCCAAGAAAUAGUUCGUUCAUUCUUACUUCUUUUCUGUGGAAUAUUUGCCGUAAUUGGGAACCUGUUUGUGAUGUCCGUCGUUAUUUUAAAUAAAUCCUUACAUACUCCAAACAACAUUUUGCUGUUCAACCUUGCGCUAAUCGACCAUAUAACGGGAAUAACUAUGAUAACAGCUUCAGCAUUUUACAUUAAGGACAACUUCGACGAGUACCAAAGAAUUACAGGUGGCGUUGUAUACGUGUGCGUCAUUUUGUCAAUUUUUAAUUUACUCUUCAUUGGAGUUGAUCGUUUAUUAUCACUUUCAUUUCCAUUUAAAUAUAUGAAUAUCAACGACAGAGUUAAAAGUUGUGUUAUUGUGGCUGCGAUCUGGAUCCUGGGGACCAUAGUGUAUGUUUUCGUUUCUUAUGGACCGAAUUUUGGAGUGAAAGAUUGCGGUGAGUUCCUGCCAAACGUGGAGGUUAUUGAUAUAAUCACACAAUCUACUCUCGGAGCCACCAUCUUGAUAUCAAUUAUGGUUCACAUCCGUGUGUAUUUCAUAGCUGCUAACCAAGCAAGAAGAAUUGCACAAUCGCAAACAGAAAGCCGGGGCCAGUCAGCAAUCAACGUUAAAGCAAUAAAAACCACUUUAAUCGUGCUUGGUGCAUUCUGUGUUUGCUAUCUUCCUACUUUAUUUUUCCUACUUUCGACGUAUCUCUGUUCCCCAUUAGGAGGUAAAAAUGCGGGAAAUGUAUCAACCGCAGUGUUCUUCAUAACCUAUAGUGGAUGCAUUGUCAAUCCAGUUAUCUACACUCUGCGAAGAGAAGAAUUUAAGAAACAAAUGAAGCUGUUCCUAAACAAGUGCUGCUUUUCGAGAUGUAAACGCAUGAACGAAAAUUCAGCAGAGAUGUCGGUGUCAACAACAAGAAGGGAGCCAGCUACUGGCGUAUAUAUUGAUGAAGCAUGUUAAAAUUUUGAUUAUUUUAGUCACUUUUUUGGAGACAAGUUGACUUUUUUUUUGUCAAAAGUCUAUAAUAGCGAACUGAGUACACCUUACAUACACUUCAGAAGCGAUCGAUAGCUCCUAAAGUUACGAAAAGAAAAAUUAUUUAUUAUCGAAUUCACGUUAUAAAAUAAUAGCUAGUGUGAUGAUGUGUAUGAUUGUAUAUAAUGGACCUCUCCAAAGCGUCAAUCAAACAUAACAAUAGUAUAACGCUAGACCUUUCCUGAGUGUCAAUCAAACUUAACUGACCAAUCAGAACAGCGCUAGGAAAUCUCACAAACACAUGUGUUGUCCACAAACGCACGUGUUCGCGUAUGUAUUGUGGGACCUUAGCAACAAUAUCCAAGUAGGCGGGGCUUAGCGGUAAGUUCCAUUAACAAAUUCACGUCCCUCACCACACGUGUUUACGUAAAAUUUACACUUUUCGCUGUGGACUAGCUACAAUAUCCAAUAUUUCAAAUAACAAAAGCAUAAUUACAUUUUUACAAACAGAAAAACCAUUUAAUUUCGUUUGGAAGUUUGAUGAAAGUUUGUCAAGAUAAAAAAAUGCAUAAGAUGCCGUUCACAUACAGACAAACAGUAACAGCUCUGAUAAAAAAGUAAAAGGAAGUAGGCAUUUGGAAUUUAGACUAAAGUUACAGGUAGAAAUUUUUU
This is a messenger RNA of Anneissia japonica, 1762 nucleotides long. RefSeq names its product alpha-1A adrenergic receptor-like. Gene Ontology annotation, cellular component: membrane. The transcript has 2 exons. The coding region runs from base 71 to 1075 and encodes 334 amino acids. The record is from RefSeq and is a predicted model, not a curated record. Gene Ontology annotation, biological process: G protein-coupled receptor signaling pathway. Gene Ontology annotation, molecular function: G protein-coupled receptor activity. NCBI's taxonomy places the organism in Eukaryota, Metazoa, Echinodermata, Crinoidea, Comatulida, Comatulidae.